GGUGAGCACCGGGUACCGGGCUCCCUGCAUCUGCGGGUGGCGUCCUCACCUCCGGCACCCGCGCUGGGGCGACGGACUGCACUUCCCCAGCGCGUGCACAGGGCCUUCUAGUGCGCAAGGAGUCCUGAGAAAGUGGAACGAACGCGUCAUGAAGGAAGGAAGGAGUGUAGAAGAUGGUAGAACCAGAAGAGAAUGGCUUGGUUGAACUACCAGAUUAUGAACAUGUGGAAGAUGAAACCUUUCCUCCUUUCCCACCUCCAGCCUCACCAGAGAGAGAAGGUGCAGAAGCUGGACCUGAUGAAGAGUCAGGGAGUAGUGCACCUGUUCCUGUACCUCCAAAGAGAAUAGUUAAAAGGAAUCUACCCAAGCUGGAUGCUCAUAGGUUAGUUUCAGAGAGAGGGCUUCCAGCAUUAAGGCAUGUGUUUGAUAAGAUAAAAUUCAAAGGUAAAGGUCAUGAGGCUGAAGACUUGAAGACACUAAUCAGACACAUGGAGCACUGGGCACAUAGACUAUUCCCCAAACUGCAAUUUGAAGAUUUUAUUGACAGAGUUGAAUACCUAGGAAAUAAAAAGGAGGUUCAGACCUGUUUAAAACGAAUUCGACUUGAUCUCCCUAUUUUACAUGAAGAUUUUGUUAGCAAUGAUGCUGAAAUGGAGGAAACCAAUAAUCUUGAUGUAACUGUUGCUGGGUUAGAUCCCUUCUUGGCAAGCCCAUCUGAAAGCGAGAAGUCAGCUUCUCAGUCAAGUAGAAGCUUCACGGAAGAGCAGCAGCAAAGAAUUGAGAGAAAUAAACAACUGGCCUUGGAAAGAAGGCAGGCAAAGUUACUGAGUAAUAGUCAGUCCCUGGAAAAUGACAAGUUAAUGAGCACAUCCAGGGCACAGACAGUUGAAGAGAGAAAUGGUGAGGAUCAAGAGGAAGAGUCAUAUGGAUUAAAUACAGAUGCUGGAGUCGAUCCACAUGAUGCCCCUUCUGCCAGUACUACAAAUGAAGAACAGUUAAAAGCAGAGGAAACACAACUGGACCACUCCUUUCAAAAUGUACAAUAGUAGAGGCAGACGGAACUCUGUGAGUUUGAGGCCAGCCUGGUCUACAUAGCGAGUUCCAGGCCAGCUGGGGCUACAGGGAGACCCUGUCUCAAAAAGACCAAACAAAAACAAAAAAACCCAAAAUGUACAAUAGUGGGGCUGGAAAGAUGGCUUAAUGGUUAAGAGUGCUUACUUCUCUGGCAGAGGGCCCGAGUUCAGUUUCCAUGUUGGGUAUCUUACCAACUGCUUGUAACUACAGUGUCAGGGAUCCAAUGCCUCUGUAUGGCACCUGCACUCAUGUACAGAUAAUUAAGAAUAAAAUAAAAUCCAUAAAAAUAAAUGUAUACUAGUGGACUAGCUGGGGAUACAACUCAGUGCUUGCCUGGCAUGCAGGAAGCCUUGAGUUCAGUCCCCAGUACCACAUAAAACCAGGUUUGUUGGGUACCUGUUAUCCCACCAGUUGGGAGGUGGAGGCAGGAGGAUCAGAAGUUUAAGGUCAUCCUGGGCUUCAUGGUCAGUAUGAGGCCAGCCUUGACCAAUGAGUCCCUGUCUCUAAAUAAAUAUAAUUUUAAAUGUGUGAUAGUAACUUUAUACCUUUUCUAGAAAUGUUACUGAGAUUAGGACUCCACUAACAGAAAAUAUCCUGCAAGUUUGGGAUGAAUUAUCAUUUUGACUACUCUGUAUAAAAUUUAAGUCAAAACCUUUGUAGAUUCCUGUUUAAAAUGUAGUGCCUAUUUAUAAUUGUUAUUUAGGUAUUUAUUUCUGUUUUGUAUAGCUCUUCAUAAAUGAUAAGCUAUUUCUGGUGUGCAUUGAAUUUUUUUUCACUAAAUUUGGUAAUGUUUUAAAAAUGUAAAUAUGCAUUGACUAUUAAGGUCUGUUUUUAUAAAGAAAUAAAGUUAUUUUGCAAA
Molecule: messenger RNA, 1933 nt
Organism: Nannospalax galili (Upper Galilee mountains blind mole rat)
Lineage: Eukaryota; Metazoa; Chordata; Mammalia; Rodentia; Spalacidae
Gene: Tipin
Product: TIMELESS interacting protein
Exons: 8
Coding region: 174-1046 (290 amino acids)
Biological process (GO): replication fork arrest; replication fork processing; DNA replication checkpoint signaling
Cellular component (GO): nucleus; replication fork protection complex
Molecular function (GO): DNA binding
Source: RefSeq, a predicted model, not a curated record